Spea bombifrons (plains spadefoot toad) is the source of this 1020-nucleotide messenger RNA. RefSeq names its product MRN complex interacting protein (gene MRNIP). Gene Ontology annotation, biological process: mitotic G2 DNA damage checkpoint signaling. The transcript has 7 exons. The record is from RefSeq and is a predicted model, not a curated record. Gene Ontology annotation, cellular component: nucleus. The coding region runs from base 13 to 1020 and encodes 335 amino acids. Lineage: Eukaryota; Metazoa; Chordata; Amphibia; Anura; Pelobatidae. Gene Ontology annotation, molecular function: chromatin binding.
GUCCUAAAAAGCAUGGUGCAGGAAUUCCAGGUUCUUAGGUGCUUCUCCUGCCAAACUUUUCAAGUGCAUCAGGUAAAAAAGAGCAAAACAUGGAAUUGCAAACUGUGUGGAGAGAAGCAGUCGCUGCUAAAGGUGUAUGGACAAGGUUCUGGAGCAGACUGCAGACAGCAUGUGCAGAAACUGAACCUCCUUCAAGGUGAAGUGCAGCAGGCAGCUGAGAAAGCUGUCAGGUUUGAUGGGCAAGAAGAAAUCAAAGAAGAAUAUAAACCUGUUGAAGAUACACCAGUAGGAACAAGUUUUUCUCAGGAAAAAGGAAAUUCUGUGAGCCGCUGGAGUAAAUAUCUGGUUCAACAUGAAGAGGAACGAGAGUAUGUGACGCAAGAAAGUGAAGAAAAGAACCACACUUACACAGACGAAGAGUUGUUUUUAUCUCAGACAGAAAUGGCAUUAAAGCCCAGAAAACAAAAAGAAAGUGUGUCCAAGGGCUGUGGAUUUGAGGACCAAGAACAAAUAUACUCCACAAACAAAGCAAAAAGAUUCAAAAUGUGUGAGGGCAGGGGAAGGUCCACAUCCAUAGAAAACCAACAUUCUGCCUCCGCAAACCAGUUUGUCUCUGGUAAGUCUAAAUGGGGGAAGUUUCUUUCUACCUCUCCUGCCGCCGAAAUAAAUGAAGGUGGUACCUGCAGGUUGGCAAACGUUGACAAGGAAGAAUCUAGUGUGUCAAAGUUAUGGCAAAAAGAGGAGGAAACCGAAGAGCUUGUUGAAGCACGAUUACCCAUCCCUAAAACUAGAACGGAUGGGACUGUGCUUAGCAAAGCCUCAACUACAUCCCGUCUAAACACCCAGAGUGAUUUACAAGGUGCGUGGAAGACUCAUGGAGAUAACAGGUCACUGGAUGCCCACACAGGAGAACAUUGUGCCAAGCAACUGACCCGAUUCAACAUCUCCCCAUCUCUCACCAAGACUUCUGCCUCUACUAACAUGUUUCAGACUGACGAAGACUUUGAUGAUAAUUAUUGA